UAUAAAUGAAAAAGAUGUCAACAACAUCAUUCUGUCAUACCUUAUACAUAAUUGCUACAAAGAGUCAUCAGAGUCAUUCAUUUCUUGCACUGGGAUGAAGCAGCCUGCAGAUCAUUUGGAGAACAUGGAAAAAAGAAAAAGUAGUAAGGCCUCCUUGAUGGAUAAAUUUCAUUCAUCUUUAGGAAUCUUUCACCAUGCAUUGGAGGGAAAUGUACUUAAGGCGAUUGAGCUCACAGGGAAGCUGGCACAGGAUAUUCUGGAGAACAAUAAUGAUUUGCUGUUUGAUCUUCUAAGCCUUCAUUUUGUAGACCUUGUCUGCUCUAAGGAAUGGGCAGAAGCUUUGGAGUUUGCUCAGAUCAAGUUGAGUCCUUUUAAGAGCACGAUGGGGGGCCUCCAACAUUUUCCUUGA
Messenger RNA from Glycine soja, 409 nucleotides. RefSeq lists its product as uncharacterized. The record is from RefSeq and is a predicted model, not a curated record. Gene Ontology annotation, biological process: cell surface receptor signaling pathway; cytoskeleton organization. The coding region runs from base 95 to 409 and encodes 104 amino acids. Gene Ontology annotation, cellular component: cytoplasm. The transcript is spliced from 4 exons. Lineage: Eukaryota; Viridiplantae; Streptophyta; Magnoliopsida; Fabales; Fabaceae.